Molecule: messenger RNA, 1845 nt
Organism: Fusarium redolens
Lineage: Eukaryota; Fungi; Ascomycota; Sordariomycetes; Hypocreales; Nectriaceae
Product: cytochrome P450
Exons: 8
Coding region: 1-1845 (614 amino acids)
Molecular function (GO): monooxygenase activity; heme binding; oxidoreductase activity, acting on paired donors, with incorporation or reduction of molecular oxygen
Source: RefSeq, a predicted model, not a curated record
AUGCAGCAAGUCCUCCUGCAACCCAAUGAAAAGCCGAUGAUAUCAUUUAUCCUGCAGAAGGCCAUCACAUCACCCACCGGUAAAGGUGAUAAAGCAUGCACUGAUGUAAUUAGCCAAGGGGUUAUGCCGAGCGCGCUGCAAAGAGCCUACAAUGGGCUUAUACAGACGUUGAAUAAGCGUAUUCGCUGGUUGGAUACAAGAAGCUGUCAAUGUCUCACAAACGAAUGUGGUUUCCUGCCAUCUCACCUGGGUUUAUGCAACAGGUUAACCAUCAAAAUGCUUUUGACUGAAGCUCAUCUUGAGACUACACAGGCCUUUGGCGCUGCAUUCCUCCUUGGAGUAGUCGUACAUGUUUUUGUUCUACGCAAAGGAGAAUGGGAUCUUUGGACUGUCAAGCUCAUAAAGGCAUGGGCAACGUACGAGGUCACUGUCUCAUUGUUUCUCACCCAACUCUACUCCUUUUCAGUCUGGCAAGCUCUAUCAGUCACCAACAAAUGGUUCGCGUCAUUUGCUACGGGACUCUCAAUCAGUACUCUGGUGUAUCGAGCAUUCUUUCACCGACUGAACCGCUUCCCCGGUCCAUUUCUCGCGCGCCUCUCAGCUUUCUAUCCUACUUAUCUUACUGUUGAUGAAGAGCAUAUGUAUCUCGAAGUCCAGAAGCUCCAUGAGAAGUAUGGAGAUGUUGUGAGAAUUGGUCCUACCGAGAUCUCAAUCGCGACACCCAGAUCCUUCCGUGUCAUUCACGCGACCGCAUCACCGGCGACUAAAGCUCCAUUCUAUGGUAUUUCCCAUCCGUGGACCAAUCUUCUUGCUGAGCGACGAAAGAAGGAACAUGCAAACCGCCGCAAAGCUUGGGACAGAGCGUUCACUACCAAAGCUCUGCGUGACUAUGAACACCGAGUCCUCAAAUACACUAAACUCCUCACCGACCGCAUCGAUGACAUGAAGGGCAAACCAUUCAAUGUAUCCUUAUGGAUCAACUUCUACACCUUUGACAUCAUGGGUGAUCUUGCCUUUGGGAAGAGUUUCGACAUGCUCGCCAACAGAGUCGAACACAAAUUCUUUACUGAAUCUCACAAGACUCAAGGUUUCAUGGGCGCGUUUCGGCGACUCAUUUGGUUCUUCCCUCUUGUUGCGGCAAUACCGGUCGUGAAUAGCUCGUAUUUGGCUUUCCAGGCUUUUAUCAGGAAUCAAGUUGAGACUCGAAGAAAGAACAAACCAGCAGAACCAGAUGUGUUUAGUAGUAUUCUGGAUGAUUACGAUGCGAUUGGGAAGCCAACGGAGCAAGAUUAUAAUAACCUCUGUGGCGACGCUCAUCUUAUUGUUAUCGCUGGCAGUGACACCACUUCCUCUUCUACGACUUGUCUCUUGCAUCAUCUCGCACUUCACCCCGAUGCGCUAGCCAAGCUUCAGGCUGAGAUUGACGAUUACAAGAAUGCGCACGAGGAAUCUGACCUCAUCUCGCUAAGCAAGCUACAGUAUCUACAAGCUUGUAUCGACGAGUCUCUCCGUCUUUAUCCUGUUGUCCCGUCAGGUCUUCCAAGGAUGACACCACCAGAAGGGAUGCAAAUUGAUGAUGUCUACAUACCUGGGGAUACCAUCGUGCACAAUCCUUCUUACACUAUGUACCGGGAUGAGCGUUGUUUCGAGAAACCGAAUGAGUUUAUUCCUGAGCGAUGGACCACUAAGCCAGAGCUUAUCAAGGACGCGUCUGUCUACGCCCCAUUCUCAACUGGUACUAAUCCGCAGGCUUUCAUUGAUGGAUUGAGAGACUGUUACACUUUGGAACUGCCUAGGUUGGAAAUGGUGUUUACCCCAAGGGCCAGUGCUAACGGAAGAGCAUGA